CAAGUACAAAAGAUAUCCAACCAGUCAGUCCUCUGUGACAGGGUUUUGAAGCCUCGAAGUCCAAGUUGAAGAAAAAUGGAAGGGAAUCCGAAUGGAGAAGAACCCACUUCAUGGGAAGAGCUUUACAACAUCAAUUUGAUGCCUUCUGAGAUUUUCCUAAAGUUCAGAAAACAAAUUCAGGGUUUCCGCGUCGGCGUUAACUUUGAGCUGUGUAAUGCUCCUAUAAACGACUACCAUGCAAAACUGGUAUUAAAGCCUUUAUCGUACGAGAGGAAAUGGAAGUUAAUAUACGAGCCCUUUUACCAGGAUGUGCAGCUCGUUUCCAAGAAAAUCCCCGUAACAAAGUUCCUUAAUCUACAGGUUGGAGUAGGGCAUAGCUUUCAGCUGCAUGCGACAGGUUGGAAAUGGAAGCUGACAACAUGUUUGGGCGGAGAUGGUAUUUCUAGGAUCCGUAAUAAAACAUCCCUCGGCUUGUGUCCCGGUGUCGAUUUCCGUUUUGGGUGGAGGGCCGAUUAUGUUCUCCCAGAAAUUAAUGGGGGUUUGGGGUCGGAAGAACCGUUGUUUAACAUGAAUUCCGGGCGCUUACAGGCAUCACUUGAUAGAGUCGAGGCCGUUUUUACACAUGGUGACGGAGAAUAGAAUAGUAAUUGGUACAUUUACUUGCUACUUUUAUUUAUUAGUUUAAAAAAAGUUGAAAGAUACGGUGAAUGGUUAACUCUUUCCUUGAAUUUGUUGGCGUAACUUCUUCUACACUUCGACUCUUAGGCUAUGUUUGAUUGUCGCUGAAUGACUUCUGAAUGGCAACCAUUGCUUAUUCAGUAUUAUUCAGUUCAGUGUUCAACACUUAAUCCGAACACUUAAUCCUCUUAA
Messenger RNA from Erythranthe guttata (spotted monkey flower), 870 nucleotides. RefSeq names its product OBP3-responsive protein 4 (ORG4) (gene ORG4). The record is from RefSeq and is a predicted model, not a curated record. Lineage: Eukaryota; Viridiplantae; Streptophyta; Magnoliopsida; Lamiales; Phrymaceae.